UUCGCAUGCGUCACAGUCGAUAAUCUUGUGUGUACAGCUAGAAUGAAAUGCCGACUCUCGGGGAAAGAAGGGAGGGGGUCCAUCUCGUUCUUCACGAUGCAUGGGUACUGGGUACGCACUUAUCAGACGGAGGUCGAUCAGUCCUGCCCGAGUGGUCGUGUUGGGCCUUGGCCUGGACUUUCGAGCUAAGAUCCAGUUCAACUCUCAGUCCUUCAUCGGGCCGGUUUGUGUAAGUGCAAGAAGCGUUAACUGUACGCGAUGGAGAGUAGCAUUGCAACUUGUGAUAAUGCACAGUGAUUGGCUAGUCUGGCAGAAGAAUAGAUGCAGAAGCAGUACCAUCACCCUCCCAUACCGUCGACCACUAAGCGAUGUGCCUGCGAGAUACUCUAGAUAUGAAUCUACUCUAAGAAAGGGGAAUCGCCCACACGCAGGCCGGGGCUUCCCUGCUCGUAUCUUGUAUGACAAUCGCUUCCGACCUCCCAAUACACGCGGGCAUUUGAGACGGUGUAAAGGCGAAGAGGCCGCUUCUCGCUCACCUCUUUUGACAAGCUGCUGGGGGGGCCUGGUGGGUCGUUCGGUGAGCUUGACUCUGAACAUGACACGCUCACAUGGGAGUGCCGAUUUGCCAAGAAGCAUGUUGAGCCAAAUCAUGCAGUCUUUAGAGCUCGGUCCUCCAUCGAGAGAAUGCAACGCUUGGUGGCGAGCACGGGUUUGUAUGAUCUUGUGAGGGCUGCAGCAGGUCGUAUCAAGGUGAUUCGCUACGCGUGUUGCUCGGCGUGACCAAUCACACGACGGGAGAUCACAAGGCCCGGCAGGCCCCUGAUCAUUCGCUCACAAGCAAAGGACCCUGGCUCUCACAGGCCUCGCCAGGUGCUUUUCCCUCUUUGGUCUCCCUGCCGAAUUAUAGGGAGCGCCACAAUGCCCCAAAC
Microdochium trichocladiopsis is the source of this 929-nucleotide messenger RNA. RefSeq lists its product as uncharacterized. The transcript has a single exon. The record is from RefSeq and is a predicted model, not a curated record. The coding region runs from base 101 to 727 and encodes 208 amino acids. NCBI's taxonomy places the organism in Eukaryota, Fungi, Ascomycota, Sordariomycetes, Xylariales, Microdochiaceae.